Molecule: messenger RNA, 1326 nt
Organism: Staurois parvus
Lineage: Eukaryota; Metazoa; Chordata; Amphibia; Anura; Ranidae
Source: the annotation of a GenBank genome assembly
AUGUCGGAAGAUGUCCUCGGCGGGAACUCGGAGGUCAGCAGUUCCUGGCCGUCUUCCUCUUCCUCCAGCGGCCCCUCAACCAAGUUUGACUUGGACAAGGAGACAGAGCUGCGGCUGGAGGUGGAAGGCCCAGCCCCCGUUCAGGUGGAGUUGGUUUCAGGCCUCGCCGAAGUGUUCGGCACCGAGCUGGUGAAGAACAAGAAGUACACAUUCCCGCCGGGUAGCCGAGCCGCUGUCUUCACCUGGCAUGGGUGCACCGUUCAGCUGUUCGGGAGCCCGGACACAGCGUAUGUCUCCAAGGAUACCCCCAUGCUCCUUUACCUCAACACCCACGUGGCCCUUGAGCAGAUGCGGGUGCAGGCAGAGCGGGAAGGAGAGCGCGGGCCUCGGGUGCUGGUGGCCGGGCCAUCUGACGUGGGUAAAUCAACGCUCUGCCGACUGCUCCUAAACUACGCGGUGAGGAUCGGGCGGCGGCCAGCCAUGGUGGAACUAGAUGUCGGGCAGGGCUCGGUGUCGGUCCCGGGGACAGUUGGGGCUCUGUGUGUGGAACGGCCAGCUGAUGUGGAGGAAGGGUUCUCAACUCAAGCUCCGCUUGUUUAUCACUUUGGCUCCACUACGCCAGGGACGAACAUCAAGCUCUACAACAAGCUGACCUCCCGUCUGGCUCAGGUCUUCAACCUGCGAUGCGACUCCAAUCGUCGAGCUGCAGUCAGUGGCUGCAUCAUUAAUACUUGCGGUUGGGUCAAAGGCGGCGGCUAUCAAGCCAUAAUACACGCCGCUUCUGCUUUUGAAGUGGAUGUCGUGAUCGUGUUGGACCAAGAACGUCUGUACAACGACCUCCACCGAGACCUCCCACACUUUGUCCAUACCAUUCUGCUCCCUAAAUCUGGUGGAGCUUCAGAGAGGUCCAAGGAGUGCCGGAGGGAGGCCAGAGAUCAGCGGGUGCGGGAGUACUUCUACGGCCCUCGGGGUUCUCUCUACCCUCACGCCUUCGAGGUGAAGUUCUCCGAGGUCAAAGUCUACAAAGUCGGAGCUCCCUCAAUCCCUGAUUCCUGCCUUCCUCUGGGCAUGUCGCAGGAGGAUAAUCAGCUGAAACUGGUGCCAGUGACACCGGGCAGAGACAUGGCUCACCACCUGCUCAGCGUGGUGCCUCUCGAUGGUGGACUACCGGAUGAAAGUAUUGAGGAGAAAAACGUGGCAGGGUUCAUCGUCAUUACUGGUGUGGACAUUGAAAGGCAAACUCUGACGGUGCUUUCCCCGGCACCACGACCUCUGCCCAAAUGUGUCCUGCUCAUUAUGGACAUCAGAUUCAUGGACCUUAAAUGA